AAAGCCCCGCGAGCUGCUGCCAGGGUUUCCUGCAGAGAGGGAGGGCGAUGUGGUCUCACCAGACAGCGUCGGACCGCAAACAGGAGCGCAGAAGCUGUGGGAAGAAAGCGCUGGACUCGGAUUGGCUCCGUCGGAGGAGAGACGCAGCUUUCCGCGGCAAGUUGGACUGAAAGGACGCGUUCAGUGAACAAAGUGAUGCGCGCAAGAAAGGGAUGCCAGCCAGGCGUGGCUUGUGUUUGAAUAUCCAAUGUGAGAAUGCGUGGGGAGUAUGUAUAUAAUAGAGUCUCUCCAUCUGAUAAACAGAGAUAUCAAACUGAUGAUUAUAGCAAAGGACGUCCAAUAAACUGAAGGGACGCUGCCUGGUCUUGGAGGAGCACCGUGCGCUGGCUUUUUACGCUUUUGGACUCGGGUCAUCUUUUCUCUCCCCUCCUCGAACCACCGAGCAUUUCAAAUGCCGUCGCUUAAUUUGACAGCUGUGCAAACAAUGGCAGAGGUCGGAAGUUUUCUGGGGACACUCGACCUGGAUUUACAAAGCUUUCCUGCACUCGGGACUAUGCCAAUAGCGGAGUCUCCAGUGGGCCUGAAUGAGCGGCUGGGGCAGAUUGAAGGGAGGCUGCAGCGGGGGUCGCCGACGGAUUUCGGGCACCUGAAAGGGAUCCUGAGGCGACGGCAGCUCUACUGCAGGACCGGCUUUCAGCUGGAGAUAUUCCCCAAUGGGACCGUGCACGGGACAAGGCAGGACCACAGCAGAUUUGGUAUCCUGGAGUUCAUCAGUCUGGCUGUGGGCCUGGUCAGCAUCAGAGGGGUGGACGUUGGACUCUACCUCGGCAUGAAUGAGAAAGGAGAGCUCUAUGGGUCGAAGAAGCUGACGGCGGAAUGCGUGUUCAGGGAGCAGUUUGAGGAGAACUGGUACAACACCUACGCGUCCACUCUGUACAAGCACACGGACACGGGGCGCCUCUACUACGUGGCGCUCAACAAAGACGGCUCGCCCCGGGAGGGCAACCGGACUAAGAAACACCAGAAACUCACCCACUUCCUGCCGAGGCCGGUGGAGAUUGAAAAGAUCCCUCAAGCGUACAGGGAACUGUUCCAGUACAGGUGACCAGUGCUCACGGGGGCAGGAAAACAAGAAGGUUGGGGGUGGAUAUUUUGGACGGGUCACAGACGGUUCGCCCUCAGCUCCCCCUGAGGUCACUCGGUCUGCGCCUCGGCCCACUGCC
Pungitius pungitius (ninespine stickleback) is the source of this 1223-nucleotide messenger RNA. RefSeq names its product fibroblast growth factor 16 (gene fgf16). Gene Ontology annotation, molecular function: growth factor activity; fibroblast growth factor receptor binding. NCBI's taxonomy places the organism in Eukaryota, Metazoa, Chordata, Actinopteri, Perciformes, Gasterosteidae. The record is from RefSeq and is a predicted model, not a curated record. Gene Ontology annotation, biological process: animal organ morphogenesis; positive regulation of protein phosphorylation; positive regulation of cell population proliferation. The transcript is spliced from 3 exons. Bases 452 to 1105 code for a protein of 217 amino acids. Gene Ontology annotation, cellular component: cytoplasm.